CUCCGGAUGUUUGACGAUGAGAUCUGUUAAUCUACCUCAUUUAGUUGCUCAUUCCCCAUACUGUUCUUUUAGAUAUACAAUUAACCGUCCAAUUCGUGGUUUUCCAUUAUCACAAGACCUUCUUCACCAUAAGCUUAACAUUUCUUAUACGCGUCCCUUUGCUUACGUUAACUUACACACUCUACACAAACACCAACACAAAUUACACAAGCCGCGACGCUCCCUCAAUUUAGAUCGCGGGGCACUACAAGCACUUGUGGUGGGGCAGUCUAAUUCCUACCCAACUAUGGCUACGCAAGAUGUACCAAAGACCUGCAAGGUCAUAUUAGCAGACACCAUUGCUAGAGGUCUCCUCACUGAGGUCAAGGAUACACUGAAGUCUAUUCAGAAAGAUAACGAGGGUCAACCCACCCUAGUUGCCUUCCUUGCCAACGGUGACCCAGCAGCUGUCAAGUAUGCCGAAUGGUCAAAGAAGACUUGUGAAGAGAACGGCUUUACCUUCGACCUGCGUCAAGUAGACAAGGAUAAACUAGAAGAAGAAAUUAUGAAUGCCAACGAGGACAACAAAGUAGAUGGCAUUAUCGUCUACUAUCCCAUCUUCCCUGGCAACCCAGCUCACGACCGCUAUGUUCAGGAGACCGUCUCGCUCUCCAAAGAUGUUGAGGGCCUCUGCCAUAAACAUAUUCACAACAUGUACUACAAUGUCAGGUUUCUGGAUCCUCCACAGAACCUGAAGAAGUCUAUCUUGCCCUGCACCCCGCUGGCCGUCGUUAAGAUCUUAGAGUACCUUCAGAUCUACAACUCUAUCCUGCCCUAUGGAAACCGACUUUUUGGGAGAACCAUCACCGUCAUCAACCGCUCAGAGGUCAAUGGCCGUCCAUUGGCUGCUCUACUUGCUAAUGAUGGCGCCACUGUGUACUCUGUCGACAUAACAGGAGUUCAGCUCUUCACUCGUGGCCAGGGCAUCAAGCAGCCACGGCAUCAGGUUCAAGACAAGGAGGGCUGGACCUUGGAGCAGUGUAUACCCAUCAGCGACGUCAUCAUUGGCGGUGUCCCCACAGAGAAAUUCAAGGUGCCGACGGAACUUAUCCGCGAUGGAACCGUCUGCAUUAACUUCUCUUCUUUCCGAAACUUCGAUGGGCCUGCUAUCAAAGAGAAGGCAUCAAUAUACGUGCCUUCUGUCGGCAAAGUUACAAUUGCAGUGCUACUUAGAAAUCUCGUGCGCUUAAUUGCAAACCGCCCUUCAACUAACAAAGACGGAUCUACCGACGAGAGUACGCAGAAGGCCAAGAGCGAAGCAUUUGUAGAUGGUUAAAAUUAGAAGCCACAAGCUGAUACCCCGAUAUCUCAUAUACUAUUAGAUCUCAUUAGGAAUGCAUGCCCGAGGCGUGCUAUAAAAGGUUGCGGGACUUGAUUUCAAUUAUAAGUUAUUAAAACGACAUUUUUGACUUAACCAUUUAUGCUCAUGUUUUAGCAUGGAUUUAAAACUAAAUAGAGCCUCGACCAUGAGGAAAAGCAAAUAUUUAACCGGUAAGAAAACCUUAAAGCUGAUAGGGUUUAAAGGGAUACCCAGUUGUAUGGAAACUUUGGUAUAUUGAUAAACUAAAGGAAGUCGUACACAUAGACUUGCGUAUUAUAGCG
Daldinia vernicosa is the source of this 1641-nucleotide messenger RNA. RefSeq names its product putative methylenetetrahydrofolate dehydrogenase. Gene Ontology annotation, molecular function: methylenetetrahydrofolate dehydrogenase (NAD+) activity; methylenetetrahydrofolate dehydrogenase (NADP+) activity. Gene Ontology annotation, biological process: purine nucleobase biosynthetic process. The transcript is spliced from 4 exons. NCBI's taxonomy places the organism in Eukaryota, Fungi, Ascomycota, Sordariomycetes, Xylariales, Hypoxylaceae. The record is from RefSeq and is a predicted model, not a curated record. Gene Ontology annotation, cellular component: cytosol. The coding region runs from base 17 to 1315 and encodes 432 amino acids.